Amyelois transitella is the source of this 2352-nucleotide messenger RNA. Its product is annotated as tubulin beta chain-like. Gene Ontology annotation, cellular component: microtubule; cytoplasm. The coding region runs from base 104 to 1477 and encodes 457 amino acids. The transcript has 12 exons. The record is from RefSeq and is a predicted model, not a curated record. Gene Ontology annotation, biological process: microtubule cytoskeleton organization; mitotic cell cycle. NCBI's taxonomy places the organism in Eukaryota, Metazoa, Arthropoda, Insecta, Lepidoptera, Pyralidae. Gene Ontology annotation, molecular function: GTPase activity; structural constituent of cytoskeleton; GTP binding.
GAGUAUGAUAAACUGUUGAAGUAAGUCACUAGCGUUGCAGACAGUGUCGUGGGUUUUACAUAAUCUGUGUUUAAAAAAAAAUAAAAAAAAUAAUAAUAAUAAAAUGCCCGAAAUAGUUCACGUACAAGCUGGACAGUGUGGAAAUCAGAUAGGAUCUAAGUUCUGGGAGAUAAUAUCAGAUGAACAUGGAAUUGACCCUAAUGGCAUCUACCGGGGGGAGAAUGACCUUCAGAAGGAGAGGCUCAACGUAUACUACAAUGAAGCUUCAAGCGGCAAAUACGUGCCCCGGGCUGUGCUCGUGGACCUGGAGCCAGGCACCAUGGACUCUGUGCGCUCUGGUCCUUACGGCCAGCUGUUUAGGCCUGAUAACUUUGUCUUUGGCCAGAGCGGAGCUGGCAACAACUGGGCCAAAGGUCACUACACAGAGGGCGCUGAGCUCGUCGACUCUGUCCUGGACGUCAUCAGGAAGGAGGCUGAGAACUGUGACUGUCUUCAAGGUUUCCAACUUACACAUUCAUUGGGCGGAGGCACCGGGUCGGGCAUGGGCACAUUACUCCUGGCCAAAAUCCGGGAAGAAUUUCCCGAUAGGAUCAUGAAUACAUUCAGCGUUGUACCUUCUCCCAAGGUGAGCGAAGUGGUGUUAGAACCUUACAAUGCUACCCUCUCAGUGCACCAGCUGGUAGAAAACACAGACAUGACCUUCUGUAUCGAUAACGAAGCGCUAUACAACAUAUGCUUCAGGACGCUAAGACUCCACAACCCUAGUUAUGGCGAUUUGAACCAUCUCAUCUCGUUGACAAUGUCCGGGGUCACCACCUGCCUACGGUUCCCGGGUCAACUGAACGCUGACCUCCGCAAAUUGGCCGUCAACAUGGUGCCCUUCCCGAGGCUACACUUCUUCAUGCCUGGCUUCGCACCUCUAACAGCAAAGAACUCCUUCAACUACAGACCGCAGACCGUUGCUGAGCUCAUGAGUCAAAUGUUCAACCCCGGGAACAUGAUGACCGCGUCAGACCCUCGCCACGGCCGCUACCUGACCGUAGCCACAAUGUUUAGAGGGCACAUGUCGAUGAGGGAAGUGGACCAGCAGAUCUUGGCAAUUCAGAGUAAAAACUCGAGCUACUUCGUGGAAUGGAUUCCUAAUAAUCUGAAAGUGUCGGUGUGCGACGUGCCCCCACGCGGGCUUAAAAUGUCGGCCACCUUCAUCGGGAACUCCACCGCGAUCCAAGAGAUCUUCAAGCGCAUCUCCGAGCAGUUCACCGCCAUGUACCGCAGACGGGCCUUCCUCCACUGGUACACCGGCGAGGGUAUGGAUGAGAUGGAGUUCACAGAAGCGGCCAGCAAUAUGGCCGACCUGAUCUCUGAAUAUCAACAGUAUCAGGAAGCGGAAGUUGACGACGUGGAAUUCAACGAAGAAGAAGAACUUGAGGAACAAUAUCAGGACAAUGUACACGAUCAAGUUCAAGUAGCCCACUAACCAGGUUGUGUUAUAAAUGAGGAGACUGCCUGCUUAACAACUUACAACCUUAUUUUACGCUAGUCUUUCGUUCGCAGUAAAAGUUCACUAUAAAAGCCCUUUAUGGAAGCGUUCAAGUAUUACGUAACGCAAUUUUUGAAGAUUUUUGAUUAUUUAUUUUUAUUAUAUAUAUUAUUUUUUAAUUUUCACUUGAUUACUUAAUUGCCCCUUUCGGAUCGGAUAGGAUAUUUAGUAAGCUUUAUAAGGCCCAGUACCCAAAUCUACUUUAUAGAAUUAUAACAAAAAUAUAAAUCGCUGGCAUAUAUACUGGUAAAUUAUUAUAUUAUACUGGUAAAUUAUUUACGUUAUAUAUGGAAAAUCAUGAUGUUAAAUCGCUGGCAAAGGAGAUAAAGUGUUUUAAUUAUGAUAAAAAUCAAAUUAUUUUAAUGUUAGACCCAAACUACACAUUGCCUUUGAGGCUAUAUACUCUUGUUAAUUUUAAUUACUGGCGGUACAAUGUUACUUUUGACGGCCGGCCGGAGAUGCUAGUCUUAUAAACCCAUAUUAUUUAAUCAUUUGCCUAAAACCAGUUUCAUAUCGAUAAAAGUUAAUUUCUUUUUUUUUUAGUGCAUGUUAACGGCCAGUCAACAAAUGCUUAAUUUAAACUUUUCUUAAUUUUGUCUCUGAUCAAAUAAUGGUUGUUAUUACGAAUACAUUUUUUUUUUAAAUUAAGUCUUAAUUUGAACGAUUCAUUCUUGUAGUGUGUAAGAGUAACUUACAUAUAUAAAUAUGUGUAAUUUAUUUAAUUUUGAGCGAUGGAAAAGUGAGUUUUUGAAAAUUAUUUUAUACGAAUGUUUUUAGGAAAUAUAUGUAUAUUGGAGCUUAUUUUUUUUGUA